Neolamprologus brichardi is the source of this 2446-nucleotide messenger RNA. Lineage: Eukaryota; Metazoa; Chordata; Actinopteri; Cichliformes; Cichlidae. The record is from RefSeq and is a predicted model, not a curated record.
CUAAAACAGUCUGAGAGCUGCUGCAGGCCCCACACACUCACACACUCCUCAGCUGCUCCUGCUCAGCUCCUGUCUCCUCUGGGACACCUCUCUCUGUCCUCGCCGGCGUCCUCAGCGUCAUGGAGAGUCUGGAGAAGCAGCUCAUCUGUCCCAUCUGCCUGGAGAUGUUCACCAAGCCGGUGGUCAUCCUGCCUUGCCAACACAACCUGUGCCGCAAGUGUGCCAACGACGUCUUCCAGGCAUCCAACCCGUACCUGUCGACACGGAGUGGCUCCACUGUGACGUCCGGCGGUCGUUUCCGCUGCCCAUCCUGCAGACAUGAGGUGGUUCUGGACCGACAUGGUGUCUAUGGCCUGCAGAGGAACCUGCUGGUGGAGAACAUCAUUGACAUGUACAAGCAGGGCAGCACCAGGUACACUUGCACUCACCUGUAUCACACCCUUCAACAUAUCCAAGCUGUCCCUCUCUUAUCUGGAUUUAGUUAUCCUAACGCUGGUGAUCAGGAUAAGCGGUCACACGAACCGGGUGAGGAUGGAGGUGAGGACAGAGGUGAGGGCAAAGGUGAGGAUGGAGGUGAGGACAAAGGUGAGGAUGGAGGUGAGGACAGAGGUGAGGACAGAGGUGAGGACAAAGGUGAGGACAGAGGUGAGGACGGAGGUGAGAACAGAGGUGAGGACAGAGGUGAGGACAAAGGUGAGGAUGAAGGUGAGGACAGAGGUGAGGACAGAGGUGAGGACAAAGGUGAGGACGGAGGUGAGGACGGAGGUGAGAACAGAGGUGAGGACAGAGGUGAGGACAAAGGUGAGGAUGGAGGUGAGGAUGGAGGUGAGGACAGAGGUGAGGACAAAGGUGAGGAUGGAGGUGAGGACAAAGGUGAGGACAGAGGUGAGGACAGAGGUGAGGAUGGAGGUGAGGACAGAGGUGAGGACGGAGGUGAGGACAGAGGUGAGGACAGAGGUGAGGAUGGAGGUGAGGAUGGAGGUGAGGAGGAUGUGAGGACAGAGGUGAGGACAGAGGUGAGGUCAAAGGUGAGGACAGAGGUGAGGACAGAGGUGAGGACAGAGGUGAGGACAGAGGUGAGGACGGAGGUGAGGAUGGAGGUCGAGCUGGCUGACUGUGUGUCCAUGCUGGUCGGGAACAACGAGAGGAUUCAGGCGAUCGUCAGUCAGCUGGAGGAAACCUGCAGAGCCGUCGACGAGAACGGUCGGCGACAGAAGUCGAAGGUGUGCGAGACAUUCGAUCACCUGUUCGCUCUACUAGAAGAGAAGAAGAGCGAGAUGACGGUGAAGAUCAACGCCGAGCAGGAGGAGAAGCUGGACUACAUCCGAGGCCUGAGGAGGAAGUACACCGAGCACGUGGACGGCACCGCCAAGCUGCUUGAAACUGCCAUCCAGACCAUGGAUGAGUCUGAGAUGGCCCUGUUUCUGCAGAUGGCCAAACCUCUGCUGCAGAAGAUCAUGGAGGGCUCCGACACGUCUCACCUGGAUAAGGUCCAGCACGGCUACGAGAACAUGGAUCACUUCACGGCGAACUUUGAGCAUCAGAGGAGAGCGCUGAGCGACAUCGACUUCAUCAAGCGUAAACAGCGUCUUCACUUACCAAUCACAGAUAACUUCAUGUUUUAGUAACGCCGUUUUAGUCUUCAGUAAAACUGUAUCACUAUCAAUAACGGUGCGUACACACUGAGCGCGAUAGACGCGACCAGAGCGUCAGGUUUACAUGUAAAGUCAAUGGAGGAGUGCGAUGAAGCGCGACUGGAGAUCCCGCGAAACUUCAGAAGCAGAUUUGCGUCGGGAAAACAUGCAGAAGUAAGUUUGAAGCAGAAGUAAAAUAUGCGCUGCAGUUUGUGUGUUGCAUUUUGUGCAUUCGCGAUAAUCGUGUCUACCACUCGAGUUGGAAAAAUCUGAACUCCAGCGUCAAGUCGCGCCGCGACAACCAAUCAGGAGCCUGGUGACGUGAUGCUCUGACCUAGUUUAAAGGGGCAGGUCCAGCCAAAGCCAUUUAUCAAUAUGGGGGAUCAUCAACGCUGUGGCCAACCACCCGGAGCUGUACGACACCAGCUGCUUUCUCUACCGAGAACUUUAAUAUUAUUUCCAAUAAAUCUUUGUAAUGACUAAUGUCUCAGUUCUACUACACAGCAAAUAUUGGCACACAACUUGACACAUGUAGGAUUUAUCUCAUGUUAUACUAAUGAAAAUACAAACUACUAUAGGAACAUAGUGAAGACCAAUUGUUUAAGAGAAUAAAGAGAGGUUAGUUUAUUUUGAGCUCCAUUUAUCAAGAAAAUUUUAAAAAGACAGGAACGCUCUUUAGAGUUUUGUGGGUGGCUCAGAGCCGUUGUGGGGAAGUCGCUGGGACUUCAAAUUAGCACAUAUUAGCACAGUAUCAAUAAAGGACUACCGUAUUAAAAUGGCCUGUAUUUGUAAAGCGCUUUUUCUAGUCCCUA